GCCGGGCCGCCCGCCCUCCCCACCGCCGCCUCCGCCUCCCCCGAACCUGCAGGCGGCGCCGAGGCCGAGGAGCGCUCGCUGCAGCACAUGCUGCGCGCCAUAGCCGAGGAGCGCGGCCGCCUCAGCCUGCGCCGCGAGGUCUGCGGCCUCGGGUGCUUCAGGGAUGACCGCAUCGUCUUCUGGACUUGGAUGUUCUCCACCUACUUCAUGGAGAAGUGGGCCCCACGGCAGGACGACAUGCUUUUCUACGUGCGCCGGAAGCUGGCGUACACGGGCAGCGAGGGCGCCCUGGAUGGGAGGAAGCUGGCAGAGGCCGAGCCCGAGGUGGAGGUGGAGGUGUACCGGCGGGACUCCAAGAAGCUGCCGGGUCUCGGAGACCCUGACAUCGACUGGGAGGAGAGCGUCUGCCUCAAUCUCAUCCUGCAGAAGCUGGACUACAUGGUGACAUGUGCUGUGUGCACGCGUGCGGACGGCGGGGACAUCCACAUCCAUAAGAAGAAAUCCCAGCAAGUGUUUGCAUCCCCAAGUAAACAUCCCAUGGACAGCAAAGGGGAGGAAUCCAAGAUGAGCUACCCCAACAUCUUCUUCAUGAUCGACAGCUUCGAGGAGGUGUUCAGCGACAUGACCGUGGGGGAGGGAGAGAUGGUGUGUGUGGAGCUGGUGGCCAGUGACAAAACCAACACGUUCCAAGGGGUCAUCUUUCAGGGCUCCAUCCGCUAUGAGGCUCUCAAGAAGGUGUAUGACAACCGCGUGAGUGUGGCCGCCCGCAUGGCACAGAAGAUGUCGUUUGGCUUCUACAAGUACAGCAACAUGGAGUUUGUGCGCAUGAAGGGGCCGCAGGGCAAGGGCCAUGCUGAGAUGGCGGUCAGCCGUGUGUCCACUGGUGACACAUCCCCCUGCGGAACCGAAGAGGACUCCAGCCCGGCUUCGCCCAUGCACGAGCGGGUGACCUCCUUCAGCACACCCCCGACCCCCGAGCGGAACAACCGGCCUGCCUUCUUUUCCCCGUCGCUCAAGAGGAAGGUGCCCCGGAACCGGAUCGCGGAGAUGAAGAAGUCUCACUCGGCCAACGACAGCGAGGAGUUCUUCCGGGAGGACGGCGGGGGAGCUGAUCUGCACAAUGCCACCAACCUGCGGUCUCGGUCCCUGUCUGGCACUGGCCGCUCCCUGGUCGGGUCCUGGCUGAAGCUGAACAGAGCGGAUGGAAAUUUCCUUCUCUAUGCACACUUAACCUACGUCACUUUGCCGCUGCAUCGGAUUUUAACAGACAUCCUGGAAGUGCGGCAGAAGCCCGUCCUGAUGACCUAGCCGUGUGCGGAGCCCCCGCGGGGCCCCCAGCCCUGCCUGGGCCUGGGCCUGCUGCCAAGUGCCUACCUGCCCACCGCCACUGGGGUCUUCUGGGACCACCCAGCGCCAGAGCCGGAGCCAGGCGGGGCCACUGACUCCCGGGGCCAGGGCCGACUCCAUGAACACCAGCCCAAACUGAAGUGCCUCUUCCUCCUCCCCUGCUGGCUCUGCUCCUGCGCCUGCCCCCCCGUCACCCGCCAGCCCAUCUCUGGAGAACCGUCUGCACCCAAAGAGGACCAGAGAUGCCGAAAGGCCAUGAGAGAGCAGAGGAGCAGCCAGCAUCCAGAGAGAGUCCAGACCAGCGGACCCGAAGCUCACAUCCCGACAGACAGCCGGCGGCGACCACCCAGCCGGGAGCAUUCAGUGCGUCAGACUGUCAGCGCCUAAGGAACCCGGUUUAAGAUUGUGUAAUGCUGUGCGGAUGCCUUCAGCGUGCAAGUUAGUCCUGAUCGUCUGUCCUCCCUCGUUUACUGCUUGGUCAUCAGUGGGUUUGGGGAACACAGCUGUUUGAUGGUUUUGCUCUGGGCUGGGAAUACCUCACCCCACGCCCGGUUCCAGAAGGGCCUCGAGCUGGGCAGACAGGCCCCAAUCCCGCCAGAAUGGCCUUUGCUUCCAGCCAAAGAGCACCACCAACACACACCUCCAACCUGGAGAUAACCCGUCUGGGCCUCGGCUGGUGUGCCCCACAGCACUGGAAGCGGGUGGGAGGGCUUGGUAGCCAGAGGAGAAGGUGGAAUCUCUGCCAAAGGGUGGAUGGUGCAACGUGGGGUUGGCGUCCUCCCGGGAAGGGUCCAGGCAGAACCUCUGUCCCCUGGGGCUGGGGUGGGGGGAGUCUCAUCCUCCCUGGUUUCCUAGGCCUCAUUCCUUUGACUGGGUGUGCUGGCCCCCUUCCUCAGACCAGUCAUUGAGGCAGAGAGGAAAUGGCUUCCAUGUGGCAGGUCUGGUCUGUUCGAGGGGGGUGGCCGGCCGUCCAGUCCGGGUCUGGCCCAGCCCCAUCCGGCUUGAAGGUUUCUGGUGAUGACGGCGCGCUGUGCUCCUCUCAGAACCACGGGUCUUCUCGGGAGCAGAGGCUCCCCUACCCCACUGGGAUAAGCUGUCGGCUGGGCCUCUGCUGCUCUGGUUUAUGUCCUCAGGAAUACUUGAAGGAUUCCUGUUGCACGUUUAGGGGGGAAGAGGGAGAGGAGGGGGCUCGUUUACCCAUCCGUUUCUAUUCUGUGUGCUCCAAGGGUUUGCACUGGGCUCCGGGAACAGGGGACUUACUUUGGGGCUUUCUCCAGAUUUUGUAUGCUGUUAUUAAAAGCGAGCUAUUGCAUUUCAUUCUGCCUCAGUUUGCCCACCUGUACGUGGGGCUGAUACCACCUACCUCACUGAAGUCUCCAGGGUUCCAGCGCGAUCGCCAGCCCUUCUGCACAGCUCAGCUCAGGUCGGGGGUCAGGCUGUUGGGGUGCUUACCCUCCGCCCACACCCCGGUCACCCAGGCCAAGGAGGCACAAGCCGUGGGGCUGGGGCAAAUGUUCUUGCGUUCUCUGACAGUGCCCGGCUCAUCUCCGCUGUGCCUCAGUUCCCUACGCGACUUCAUGUUCCAAAGCAGUGUCUUAGGGCAGCAGGUCCCGCCCCGAAGUGUUGGCGCAGGGCCACCGGGAGCCGGGAGCCGGGAGCUGAGCCUGGCCCAGUGUUCCACGAUGCCCUCUUGAGUAUUUGCUGGGGGUGCCCAACGCUGCCCGCACGAGGUAGGGGCUGAAUUACAGCCUUUUCUUCAGGCUUUCUUCCCUGUCAUGUGGAGUUGAAGGCUGGAGAUCAGUUCUGGGAGAAAUGCAGCCCCAGGGGCCCUUCUGUGGAAGGAGGAGGUCGCCUAACACACGCGGAAGUGCAGCAGCCCUCCCUGCUCUCCAGAGUGAGGAGCCCGAGCCCGGUCCUCCCGCUGGACCCAGAAAGCAGCCGCCGCUCCUAGGGGCCCUGGGUGGGCUGGGCUUCUCAUCUGUAAAGGGCAAACCUAAGUUCUGCCCGCCUCGCAGGGGAGCUGAGGGCUAGUUGCCGCAGCGCAUGAGAGUGCUGACCGAUCUUAGAAGCGCGUGCCCGCGGUGGUUUAGCGAUCACAUGUCAUCUGUGACGCGUGUGGACACACACACACGGUGGUGUGGCUGCUUUAUAUCCAGCACUAUGUGGCACCGAGCAUUUACAGGCACCGUGCUAAACAUUUAGGAACUGUCGUUAUCCCCUUACCGAGGAGGACACAGCCACAGAGGGGUUGGCAGAACUGCCCGGGACUGAACAGCGAGCAGGGGGCAGGAGCCCCACCCAGGCACCCGGCCGGCCCCCGUGGCCAUGGAGGACACCGUGCUGCCCCAGGACAGAUGCGUGAGCGUUCCGUGGAGUCGACCUUUCUCGGGCUUUAAAUCCUCCAAAGGGUACUUCUGACGCUGAAUUUAAAACAUGCUUAGAGGCACUUGGUAACUCGGCAGUAAGCUGUUACUCUGAGCUUGCUUUUACCAAAGUCACAGAUGACAUCAGAAACAACGUAGCAGCAUAACCAGUGACGGGGCCGAACCAGGGCCCCAGCAUCCCUGGGUGGCCGGGUGCUGGUACACCUUACGUCAGGCCAGCUUCCGUUUUCUGAGAACGUGCCUGUCUUCUGGAUAACGUGGGGGUGGCCAAAGCGUGUGGACAUCUCUUAAAUGGGAGUGGAGUUAAGGUGCAGUUUUACUCUGAAACUGUAACCUCUGAGGUUUUUAGGACAUUAGUCAGAAAGUUACCUUCUAGAGAAGUGUCACGACAGGGAGCGCGCCGUCGCCUUCAGCACCUGAAGGCUGGGCAGUGUUUAGUCUCACUUCUGGCGUCUUACGGAACUUUCAGUAGCCCGUGAAAGCAGGUGAGGCUUGUUACUGCAAAAGAAGAAUAUAUAAAGCGUAAGUAAGAGAGAAGUAGUCCAAAGAGAAGAAAAAGCAAAAUAUUCUAUAGCCUGUCAGCUUGGAGACAGGGUGGGUUUUCUGACGCGUCAGAGCCUUGCUAACAUUUGGGCUUUUCAAGGACUGUGAACAAAUCAUCAGGACUCAAUUAGGCUUCUCUCCACGUGGAUGAUGAUGGUAAUGCCAGAAAGGCCUGUUCCUGAUGUGGCCCCCCGCCCCCAAAAAGAAUCUAGCUAGAAUCAAACCAUGAUCUAUUUUGCUGUUUAUCACAGACAGACUAGUCAGUAGACUCCUUUGAAGAAUGAUGUGAAACUUUUUUUUUCCAUUUAAAGACAUUCCACAGGGAAGUCCCUGUGGAGUUAGUAUAUUCUAACUUUUGAAAAACAUAUUUGACAUUAUCAUCCUAUGGUGGUUUUAAAUUGCUGGCCAAAAUUCUUUUAAGAUUUACAUAUAAAAGUCAACUUUUUAAUGAGCCUUAUUAAUAGGUUUCACUGAUGCACAUAUAUCCUGUUCAGUUUUCCAAUUUAGCUGGAAUUUAGUUUCAUAUCCAGUUUCAAAAACCAAGUAUCUUUUGAAUUAUGUUGUAUCAGAGAGCAGAAUUGCUUCUCUUUAAGGAGGUAACCGCCCGAAAGGACGCAGACUCUCAGAAGAAUGUAAGGGCCAGCCGACACCUGGCCCUGGAGCCCAAGUGGAGGGAGCCUUUGGACCCCUCCAGCAGCACUGCUCCGGGCCAGGUGGCCAGAGUCCCACCCCGUCCCUCUGGGAGUCGGGGGAUGGGUGACGGGCACUGGGGCCUCUUUCCUUUGUCCCUUUUCACUGGCUGACCUGGCACUGACGUGGCCCUCAGUGGAAAAGGCACCCUGCAGCCCUUCUUAUGAGCCCUGGAACAGACGGCCCUGGGGAGCUCCUGAGACCACGCAGAAGCCAGGUCACUUGAACGCCCAGCGGCCUGGGUUGGGCUCUGGGGUCUGGAGCAGGUGGAGCCUCAGGAGUGGAGGAGGCAGCAAGGAAAGUGUGUGUGUUUACAGUUUUCUCCUCUUCCCAGGGCGGACGCUGGAGCUCAGAUCAAGCCCAACGGGCGACGCCCCAGCUCUGCUGAGCCGCUGGGAGUAUCCGGUCUUUUGUUUCCCACUUCCUAGAAGGUUGGGUGAUUUAGGUGUAAAUAGUAAUCUUUUAUGGUUUCCAAAUGAGUUCUCUGUACGAGAAUAUGUAAACCUGCAAAGAAAACCUGUUGAGAUUUUUCACUACUUUGAGGCUUAACUACAAUGAUUUCUACAAAGUAUAUUUUAGGACAAACACCAUGACAACAUACACUGUCUGUAUAAGGACGCACUGUCAGUGCUGUUUCCAUGAGCACUGUCAGCAGCUUCUGAAUCAGCCAUCUUCCACGUGCAGUAGAAAUAGCUCCUAAGCAGUGUCUGUGGGUGGCUGCCAGCUGUGGUUUAUGCCUUUGCAUUUCUUUUGAAAGUUGAUUUGCAUGUUGGGUAUUAUUUAUUUUUCUUCUCUAAUGAAUCUGCACCUGGUCAUUUUUUUCUCUAAUGCGUGUUUCAGAUGAAACACUGUGUAGAUAUUACAGCAAUGUGUUAACUUACUGACUGAACCUUAAUUUCCCUCCAUUUCUUAAGCUUUUUUUGGAGCUUUAUCCAAGUUACUUUAUCAAAAGACAGAAGCCACCCUACACCCUGGCUUUGGCAGGCCUGGGAGUCAGCAAGGGGGCCUGGAGGCCAGCAGCUGCAAUUUGGCCAGAUGCUGCAUUUGCAAAAUUAAGUCAGAGAAGCGUUUCAGGCCCAGCUCUCGGCCCCCGUAGAGGACGACGUACCCUGCCAGUUACACUGCAGAAUGUCCCAGGCUUUUGCUAGAGAACCUCUUGAGCCCUCACGGAAGUGGGGAAAUGACUAGGAUAAAAGGAGCCCCAAGUUUCGGCAGGUCCCAGCAGGCUACCUGGUCUUCGGGGAGAUGCGUUUUGGACAGUGGCUCUUGGUUGCCUCCCGACUCUGCAGUUCAUCAGGUUGACGAUGAGAAUGCUCACACGCCGCUCAGACCGCCCCUGCGGGGCUGUCACAGGUUCGCGGUAGCCGGAAGCACCGCUCAGGCCGUACGCUGCUGCUUUCCGUGGUCAGAUGGACUCAUAAGGUGAUGGGCACAAAGCAGGCCUAAGACACUGUAGAAAGUUAUAGAAAAUAACAGAAUAAAAAGGGGGGGGGCUCUGGGAGGAACACAUACACACAUCUGGAAAUACAGGAAGGGUCAUCUCAUCAAAUGACAUCUCUCAGAAACAGUCAUUGCGUUAGAAACACCGGAGCCGGGAGAGUUCUCUGAACCACAGCAUCGCCGAGGGCAGCCUGUACAAGGUGGUCAGGAAGGAGGCAGUUUAGCAGGUAAAAAAGAUGAUUUCCUCGUCAUCCAAGUCACCCCCACCCCUUGCUGUUAACUAAUUAGGAGGUUGUUGUAAGGCAGAGUCUCUGCCCCGGAAGCUGCCUGCAGUAACUGCGUUCCUAUUAACCGCCUGCUCUCCAAGGCUGUACUGCUGUUUCACUUCCUUUAUCCCAACCUAGAGACACUUUUAGGAACCACUGUCAUGGCCCAGCUUAGGGAAAAGUGGACUGGAAGGGAGAACCUUGGGAAUUGUAUACCGGGAGGAGGGUAAAUGUGGAAUGACUUAAUCUACACAGUAACGCGGUUCAUUGUACAUAUACAUGUUGAAUGUGUAAACCUGCUGUGCUUUGUGCUUGAUCGUUAACAUGACACAACAGCUGGAAAAUUUCUAUGAGGAACGGAAAACAUUUGUUUGGGGAUGAUCAGACAACAGGUGUCUUUUCUUUUGCUUACAGCUUCAUUACAUUCCCUCCUGACGUGGCUUCUGCAGAAGCCAGCCCUGUUUAACGAGAUCCUUCUUUCCUACUUGUGGACUGAGGUCAUCUUGGAAUCUGACUUUAAUAAAACGGUUAGGUUGCUCAAUUUGAAA
Camelus dromedarius (Arabian camel) is the source of this 7218-nucleotide messenger RNA. RefSeq names its product KIAA0930 ortholog. NCBI's taxonomy places the organism in Eukaryota, Metazoa, Chordata, Mammalia, Artiodactyla, Camelidae. The record is from RefSeq and is a predicted model, not a curated record. The coding region runs from base 88 to 1308 and encodes 406 amino acids. The transcript is spliced from 10 exons.